AAAGUAUGAUCUAUUUUGCCAAAAGGUGCGUAGCCCUCAGACAAAUGGAUUUAAAACAACAAAGAGGAUUGAAACAAAGGGAUUUAAAACAACAAAGAGACAUACACAUACUGUCUAACCUAUGCUUGGCAUCCCCCUCAAAGCUACUAAAAGACAUACCUUAGUGUAGGCGCCUCCUAUUCUCUUGGGGACCACAAGUUACAAUUUGCUUGCUGCAGACCCUGACUUUCCAUCAGUCUAUGUCAGCCUGCAGCAGCUGACAAGUUCCCCUGCCCUCUCUUAGGGCAGAUCUUAGUGCCUUGAAUUCUGAUCUCCACAUUCUCAGCCUUGGCAAACAGCCAUGUAACCAGGAUUGGGACUGAGGAGUCGACUCUUCACAGCUGUUAAUAGGAUGCUCCUUAUCUAGGCCAUUGUGUUACCUUUCCUGCUUGAUUACCCUAACAGCUCCCUGUUGCUCUAACUCCAUAGCAAGCAACUCAUUAUAAACACAGAGAGGCACGACCAAUAUUCAUAAAAAUAAUACAAACGUUUCCUAGUUCUCCUCAGAUAUCUAAACUCUGAACAUCUGAGAACAAAAGAACCUAUAUCAUUCUAUAAUAGCUGCAGAUGCAGGCCCGGGUUAAUCAAUGUGCACUUGGCCACUUACACUGGACCCCCAUCUCAGGUCACCAGUUUUUUGUGGGUGGUGGUGUGACCUGGCAUACAAGGUUGCAACAUUGCUCAGGAUUGGCUUGGCUGCCCCCUCUGUCAUGAGGGGGGCGGCUAGGCCAACUCUGAGUGAAUGGCAUUGCGACCUAGGACAUGGGGUCACAGUACCACUCAGGACAAAUUUGAGAGAAGAUGGGAGGCCCCUAAUUUCCACAAGCAUAGGGCUCCAAAAUUCUUUAAUCUGGCACAGUGCAGUUGCUUACUUGAACCUCACUCAAGUUUAACGUAAUAUGGCAGCUUCUAUGUGUACGAAUAGGCUAGCUAAUCCUGCAAAUAAUUGCUUAAAUAUAAUCCAGUGUAUGCAUAGGACCAUCAAAUAAAUGUGGAGUACAAGGGAAAUAUUACUGUCUAAGAACAAAACAUUUUUAAAAGGACAAUAGUAUUUACUGACAAUUAUAUAUAUUCCUUUAAGGGCAACAGGAGUAGUUCAGUCUCCAGGGCCCCUGCAGCUCUUGGUCUCUAUACUGAGUUUGUUGACUAGAGCAAAGGAAGGUGCUGAGUUUACAAAGUGGGAGCUGGAAUUAAACCGUGGUAAACUCAUCUCAUAUAAGGGCCACCAAACAUCCAUUUGAUAGAAACAACCUUCAGUCCCUACAGUGAAAGGCUGUGUAGUCUAUAUCAAUAUCAUGUGGCCUCCAGUCCUCCAGUAAGUUAAUUUAAGAAGGAAUCCUUAAUGUAGGUUACCUUCAACUCCAAGAGGGGGAAGUCACACACACUUUGCCAAGAGGUUACACACCUGUCACUGUUGAGCCACACUGGUAGGUAGGGAUCCAAAACAGCAAAUAUUCAAUGUCUUUGAAAGAGCUAUUUCCUCAGAAUAUAGGCUAAAAAAAGUCUCUAGCUGUUAAGGUUGGGAAGAAAACCUCAAAAAUAUGAACCUUGAUAGAACUUGUGCAAUAGACCAAUAGUGCUGAGAGGUGUGAACUGCUCCCUUCAUCUCAGUGAAAUGCUAACUCAGAUUUAAAUCAUAAAUGUAAAUGUCACCACUGUUAAAUAUUCAUUCCUCAGCUAAGAAAGGAGAGGGAGGGUCACAGAUCAACACAAGUUACUAUGAGUGAUGUCUCCUUUUAUUGCCAUAACCAGGUAGCUCUUUGACAGAUUUAUUACCCCCCCCCCAGAAGGGGACACUACACACUCAAGGCACCUAGCAAAGCACAAAAACAUCAUUCAAGCCCCCCCCAGAAGGGGGGCUAAGCUCCAGGAAGCCAGUGGAGUCCUAGCAGCUGCCCAGCGAAUGGUAUCUUGAACAUUGCACAAGCCCCUGUGAGAGGUACCUCAUUUUGGCUAUUUGCCGAGGCAGUUUAUUUUAUGGGUGUAGUUUAGCGUGCAUUUCCCUAAUCUGACCCAGUUGGCCGGGCUGGGUGUUCAGGAAGCUAAAGAGGAGAGGCCCUUCACCUGGGAAGUUCAAAUGGAUUCCUUCACCACCACUAGAGCCACACAUUUUAAGAACAAAACCUCAGUUACAUUUCUGAUUACACGCAUAUUAUCGUAUUAAGCAACUUGCAUAUCGUUUCCCUGAUAGCGCUUACGUUGUUCCCCCCCGGAAAAGUGGCAACGCUAAACUGGAUCCCAGGGCUGGAUCCGGGGUGUGGUGGGCAAAGAUGCAGCAGGGUUGGGAGUUCUGGUUUCCGGCGGAGCAGGAGCGGCGGCAUUCUCUACUCAGCCAGCGGACCCGGGGGAAGGAAGGCAGAAGUUGGCUGGAUCCCUGUUUUGAGGCAGGGUUUCCCCUGGUGCAGGCGGGACCCAACAUCAGCAGGAUCCAGGUGGCGGCAGCUUUCCUCUGUUUUGGUUUCCCGGCGGGCGGCAGGCAGCGGCGCCCCGGGCUAGCGCGGAGGGGAGGCCGGAGCGGAGCGCGCCGAGCCCCGUUCACCUGCCGUUCCACGUGGUGCUUGUUGUGGGCGCGACGGGUUCCCCACCUGCGCGGCAGCGGCCGCCGGGCGGAGCCCGCCCCCGUCGCUCGGGGAGAAGUGACAGGCUGGCCGGGGCUCUGAUAGGAGCCGGCCGGAGCAAUUCCCAAGGCAACCCAAGCUCGACCCCCUUCCCAGGCCCCGCCCCUCCCUGGCGGCGGCGGCAGGAACUGGUCGGGGUGUAAAACUCGACGUGUCCGGGAAGGUGCGCGCCGCUUUCCCUUUCCCUUUCGCUCCGCGCCCGCAGGCAGGGGCCGCGCGCUGCCGGCACCAUGCUGGACCCGUCCUCCAGCGAAGAGGAGUCCGACGAGGUGCUGGAAGAGGAGAGGCGGGAGGUGCUGGUGGCGGCGGCGGCGGCCGGGGGCUGCAGCGGCAGCUUGCCGCGAGCCCUGCCGGCUCCCACCCGGGAGCCCCGCGCGAGGGAGCCGGGGCGCCAGGGCAGCGGCCCCGCCAGACCGGCGAGCCCCAGCCCCUCGGUGCUGAGCGAGGGCAGGGAGGAGCAGGAGAGGCUGCAGAAGGAGGAGAGGGAGAAGCGGCUCCGGCUGCAGCUGUAUGUGUUCAUAGUGAGGUGCAUCGCGUACCCGUUCAACGCCAAGCAGCCCACGGACAUGGCCCGGAGGCAGCAGAAGCUCAACAGACAGCAAUUACAGACACUUAAGGAGCGUUUCCAGGCCUUCCUGAAUGGAGAGACACAAAUUGUAGCAGAUGAAGCAUUUUGCAAUGCAGUGAGAAGUUAUUAUGAGGUUUUUCUCAAGAGUGACCGAGUUGCCAGAAUGGUUCACAGUGGAGGAUGCUCUGCAAAUGACUUUAGAGAUGUUUUUAAGAAAAACAUAGAAAAAAGGGUCCGAAGUUUGCCAGAGAUUGAUGGAUUAAGCAAAGAGACAGUGUUAAGCUCUUGGAUAGCCAAAUAUGAUGCCAUAUGCAAGGGAGAAGAGGACUUGUGCAAACAGCCCAAUAGAAUGGCAUUAAGUGCUGUAUCAGAACUUAUUCUGAGCAAAGAACAGCUGUAUGAAAUGUUUCAACAGAUUCUAGGGAUCAAAAAAUUGGAACACCAGUUGAUGUAUAAUGCCUGCCAACUGGAUAAUGCAGAUGAACAAGCAGCUCAGAUCCGACGCGAACUAGAUGGACGUCUACAAAUGGCAGAACAAAUGACAAAGGAAAGAAAAUUUCCAAAGUUUGUAACGAAAGAAAUGGAGAACAUGUUUAUAGAAGAGUUGCGGUCUUCACUGAAUUUGCUAAUGGCAAAUUUGGAAAGUCUUCCAGUGUCUAAAGGUGGCCCAGAAUUUAAAUUGCAGAAGUUAAAGCGAUCACAGAAUUCUGCUUUCUUGGACAUAGGAGAUGAAAAUGAAAUUCAGCUGUCAAAGUCAGAUGUGGUGCUAUCAUUCACAUUAGAGAUUGUUAUAAUGGAAGUGCAAGGUUUAAAGUCAGUAGCUCCCAAUCGGAUUGUUUACUGCACAAUGGAAGUGGAAGGAGGAGAGAAACUUCAGACAGAUCAGGCAGAAGCAUCCAGGCCACAAUGGGGAACUCAAGGGGACUUCACCACUACUCACCCUCGGCCUGUUGUCAAAGUAAAACUCUUUACAGAAAGCACUGGGGUCCUAGCCCUCGAAGAUAAAGAAUUAGGAAGGGUUAUAUUAUAUCCAACAUCCAAUAGCUCAAAGUCACCUGAGUUGCAUAAAAUGAUAGUCCCCAAAAACAGCCAGGACUCUGACUUGAAGAUUAAACUGGCAGUGAGGAUGGAUAAACCACCCCAUAUGAAGCAUUGUGGGUAUUUAUAUGCUCUUGGACAGAAGGUUUGGAAAAGAUGGAAAAAACGCUACUUUGUUCUUGUUCAGGUAAGCCAGUACACAUUUGCAAUGUGCAGUUACAGAGAAAAGAAAUCUGAGCCUCAGGAAUUAAUGCAACUUGAAGGAUACACUGUUGAUUAUACAGCUCCUCACACAGGUCUUCAGGGUGCUCAAAUGUUUUUCAAUGCUGUUAAAGAAGGAGAUACGGUAAUAUUCGCCAGUGAUGAUGACCAGGAUAGAAUACUAUGGGUUCAAGCAAUGUACAGAGCCACAGGCCAGUCAUAUAAACCCAUUCCUGCAAGUCAAGCACAGAAGAUGAAUCCAAAAGGAGGAAAUGUCCACUUGGAAUUAUCACAGCUUUCUGGCAAAGAUGCAGAUCGUGCUCAGAAACAUGGGAUGGAUGAAUUUAUUUCUGCUAAUCCCUGCAAGUUUGACCAUGCUUCCCUCUUUAGACUACUUCAGAGGCAGACCUUGGAUCAUAGAUUGAAUGAUUCCUAUUCUUGUUUGGGUUGGUUUAGUCCAGGCCAAGUCUUCGUAUUAGAUGAAUACUGUGCUCGUUAUGGUGUGAGAGGCUGUCACCGCCAUCUCUGCUACCUUAAUGAAUUGAUGGACCAUUCAGAAAAUGGUGCUGUCAUUGACCCAACCUUGCUCCAUUACAGCUUUGCAUUCUGUGCUUCUCAUGUUCAUGGCAAUAGGCCUGAUGGAAUUGGAACAGUCUCAGUUGAAGAGAAAGAAAGGUUUGAGGAGACUAAAAACCGACUUUCUUCCCUUUUAGAAAACCAGAUAAGCCACUUCAGAUACUGUUUCCCUUUUGGACGUCCUGAAGGAGCUUUAAAAGCCACACUUUCAUUACUUGAAAGGGUUUUAAUGAAAGAUAUUGCCACUCCCAUACCAGCAGAAGAGGUGAAGAAAGUGGUUAGAAAAUGUCUGGAGAAAGCUGCCUUGAUCAAUUACACGCGACUUACAGAAUAUGCCAAAAUAGAAGCAACAGCAGAGAAGGAUCCAGAGACCUUGAAUCAAGCAACUCCUGCUAGAAAGCUGGAAGAGGUUCUUCACCUUGCAGAGCUCUGCAUUGAAGUAUUGCAGCAGAACGAAGAGCAUCAUGCAGAGGCACGAGAGGCUUUUGCUUGGUGGCCAGAUUUAUUAGCUGAACACGCAGAGAAAUUUUGGUCUCUCUUUUCUGUCGAUAUGGAUUCAGCACUGGAGACACAACCUCAAGAUUCCUGGGAUACUUUCCCACUUUUCCAACUGCUAAAUAACUUCCUAAGAAAUGACAUACUUUUGUGCAAUGGAAAGUUUCACAAGCACUUGCAAGAAAUUUUUGUUCCCUUGGUCGUCCGCUAUGUCGAUCUCAUGGAAUCAUCUAUUGCCCAGUCCAUUCAUAGAGGUCUUGAACAAGAGUCCUGGCAGCCUGUCAAAAGCAUCACCAACAGUCUUCCCAAUGUAGCUCUUCCGAAAGUUCCAAGUUUGCCUCUUAAUCUUCCACAGAUACCUAGCUUUUCUGCACCAACUUGGAUGGCUUCUUUAUAUGAUUCCACCAAUGGUUCAGCUACAUCAGAAGAUCUUUUCUGGAAACUUGAUGCACUGCAGAUGUUUGUUUUCGAUCUGCACUGGCCAGAACCAGAAUUUGCCCAUCAUUUAGAGCAAAGACUUAAACUUAUGGCCAGUGAUAUGAUAGAAGCCUGUGUCAAAAGAACAAGAAUUGCAUUUGAACUCAAGCUGCAAAAGACAAACAAAUCAAUGGACUUGCGUAUUCCUGCCUCCGUGUGUACGAUGUUUAACGUUUUAGUUGAUGCCAAAAAGCAAACUGCUAAACUCUGCAUUCUGGAUGGUGGGCAAGAGUUUGCUGGUCAGUGGCAACAAUACCAUUCAAAAAUAGAUGACUUGAUUGAAGAAACUGUUAAAGAAAUUAUUUCACUUCUUGUUUCAAAGUUUGUUUCAGUGCUAGAAGGUGUGCUGUCUAAACUGUCAAGGUAUGAUGAAGGCACAUUCUUCUCAUCAAUACUUUCGUUCACGGUGAAAGCAGCUGCAAAAUAUGUUGAUGUUCCUAAACCAGGAAUGGAUCUAGCAGACACCUACAUUACAUUUGUUCGGCAAAACCAGGAUAUACUUCGAGAAAAGGUCAAUGAGGAAAUAUAUAUAGAAAAGUUGUUUGAUAAAGGGAUGGAUGAUAUAAGUUCAUUGAUGUACUUGAGGCUGUUUGAGCAAUGGUACAGCAGUUCCAUGAAAGUCAUAUGUAUGUGGCUGGCUGAUAGAUUAGACCUUCAGCUUCACGUCUAUCAGCUGAAGACUCUCAUCAAGAUAGUGAAGAAAACCUACCGAGAUUUCAGACUGCAGGGUGUGUUGGAAGGAACACUGAACAGUAAAAUCUAUGAUACCAUUCACAGCCGUCUUACAGUAGAGGAGGCCACAGUCUCAGUCACUGAUGGGGGAGGACUUCAGGGUAUCACCAUGAAAGACAGCGAUGAAGAAGAAGGAUGAUAGUGAGAUAUUUCACCUAGAAGGUCAACACUAAAUGUUUGUUUUGUAACUUGUCCUUGUAUUUGCAUUUAUAGUUUUGCUUUACCUACUGGAGUACCAAAAAUGUAAUUCAUUCCACUUUUUUAAAUCUGAAAGCAGAAUUAUUGGGAGCAAAAGUGCCAAGAAUUUUUUGAGGACAAUGAUUUUAGCAUAUUUCAAUGUAUAGCUUUGCUUAGAACUGUGACAAUGUUGGCAUGGAGUUUGAGUUCCACUUGUGAUUACGUUUCUUUACCUUUUGUUAGAGUUACCAUUUGUUCCUGUAACUCCAUCAAAUGGUGAUGUCCUGUGCAGAAAACAAGAUGUGUGCCUCCAUAAUACACAAUUAUACAGGAAAUCAUUCUUGGACUAAAUCAGUGCCCUUGUUAAAAAAAAACCAGUGUAUUUUCAGGAUUAUACUUGACAUAUUUUUUCUUGUUUUGUACUUAAUUUUUCAUUAUUGUGUGAUGUGUGUUAAAGACUUAAAUCUUGGUUCACAGUGCUUUGAGUUUGGUGUAUAAAUAAGAAGACUCCAGAGACUACAAAAUGCACAUAGACUACUUAGAAGUGUUGUGUCUUAUAUUUCCCUACAUUCAUCUUGCAAGUUUAAGGAUAUCUCAUCACGUUAGAUGUCAGUAAGCUUGCCAUCAGUGUUUCUAUUUCUAUGUGAAAUUUUGCAGGCAAUAAGAACACAUUUUGUCAUGACCGUGUCUGUAUCUAAGUUUGUAUAGAAUUCUAAAAUUAAAAGAUGUUUUCAGUAUUUCAAAUCA
Messenger RNA from Dermochelys coriacea (leatherback sea turtle), 7668 nucleotides. It is a transcript of the gene CADPS2, whose product is annotated as calcium dependent secretion activator 2. Lineage: Eukaryota; Metazoa; Chordata; Testudines; Dermochelyidae. The transcript is spliced from 33 exons. The coding region runs from base 2888 to 6883 and encodes 1331 amino acids. Gene Ontology annotation, biological process: synaptic vesicle exocytosis; positive regulation of exocytosis; dense core granule exocytosis. Gene Ontology annotation, cellular component: glutamatergic synapse. The record is from RefSeq and is a predicted model, not a curated record.